Molecule: messenger RNA, 567 nt
Organism: Euleptes europaea (tarantolino)
Lineage: Eukaryota; Metazoa; Chordata; Lepidosauria; Squamata; Sphaerodactylidae
Gene: MRPL32
Product: mitochondrial ribosomal protein L32
Exons: 3
Coding region: 1-534 (177 amino acids)
Biological process (GO): translation
Cellular component (GO): mitochondrial large ribosomal subunit
Molecular function (GO): structural constituent of ribosome
Source: RefSeq, a predicted model, not a curated record
AUGGCGGUGGUGCUGGCGGUCCCUUCGCCUCUGCUCAAGAUCCGUGGCUGCCUUCGGGGUUGGUUGGGGUGGCUCGGUAGCCAGAGUCCUCCGUGGGCUCCUGCGUUGGCUGUACAGGGUCCAGCUUCUUUGCUUGAGCCCAUGGGAGAGAAAGCUGAAAGCGAUGAGACGCCAAGCUUUUUAGACAACGUAUUUUGGAUGGCAGUUCCAAAGUCGAGGCGGACCAUCGAGGUGAAUCGCUGCAGGCGAAGGAAUCCUAGAAACCUUAUAAAAAUUAAGAGAAACAUCGAUGUUUGUCCCCAGUGUGGUAAUGUAAAGCUGAAGCACGUCCUUUGUGGCUAUUGUUACCAGAAGGUGAAACUGGAGACAACUGCCAUAAGGUCCCAAAUAAGGACCCAGGAAGGAGGACCUUUUAGGGCUCCUACCACUGAGACGGUUGUUCUGUAUGAAGGAGAGAAGCCUAAAGAGCAAGACGAAGGGAAGCGGAUCAUAGAACGAAACAGGAAGCGCCCGUCUUGGUUCACUCUGGACUGAUGAUUUAGCACUGUGGAUUCUCAGGUUACAAAC